Messenger RNA from Perca flavescens (yellow perch), 5129 nucleotides. It is a transcript of the gene myo1ea, whose product is annotated as myosin IEa. Gene Ontology annotation, cellular component: plasma membrane; myosin complex; cytoplasm. The coding region runs from base 331 to 3684 and encodes 1117 amino acids. Gene Ontology annotation, biological process: endocytosis; glomerulus development; actin filament organization. The record is from RefSeq and is a predicted model, not a curated record. The transcript is spliced from 29 exons. Gene Ontology annotation, molecular function: actin filament binding; microfilament motor activity; ATP binding. NCBI's taxonomy places the organism in Eukaryota, Metazoa, Chordata, Actinopteri, Perciformes, Percidae.
GUUUCCUGUGUUAUGUUUUAGAGCCGAGUUUCGAGGGCACUGCUCUCUUCGCAAAUUACCAUCUAGCUCUGGGUUUGAACACUGCUCCGCGGCUGUCAGUGUAGGACUCAGAUCUGUCUGCACGAUGGACGGAGGACACCGCUGAGGAUCCGUACAUCCAUGCCUACUGGAGUUUAUCUGGAAUAUCUUCUGUAAACUUGGACUUUACCCACUAGAGGUUUUUUUUUUUUUUUUUUUUAAAACAGUGUGAACUUCACUAAGGUUCGCACAAAUACUUGAUCGCAGGAAAUACGACUGAGAAGACUGCGACUGUUGUGUUGAAGGCAGAGGAUGGGGAGCCGGGGGCACUACCGGUACCACUGGCAGAGCCACAAUGUCAAACACAGCGGAGUGGAUGACAUGGUGCUGCUCAGCAAGAUCAAUGAGGACGCCAUCGUGGACAACCUCAAGAAGAGAUACAUGGAUGACUACAUCUUUACAUAUAUUGGUCCUGUGCUCAUCUCCGUCAACCCUUUCAAGCAGAUGCCAUACUUUGGGGAAAAAGAAGUUGAGAUGUAUCAGGGCUCAGCUCAGUAUGAGAACCCUCCUCACAUCUACGCUCUGGCAGAUAAUAUGUACAGAAACAUGAUGAUUGACAGUGAGAACCAAUGUGUCAUCAUCAGUGGAGAGAGCGGAGCAGGGAAGACUGUGGCAGCCAAAUAUAUCAUGAGCUACAUCUCCAGAGUGUCAGGGGGCGGACCCAAAGUACAGCACGUCAAAGACAUCAUCCUGCAGUCCAACCCGCUGCUAGAGGCCUUCGGGAACGCCAAGACCUUGAGGAACAACAACUCCAGCAGAUUUGGGAAAUAUUUUGAGAUCCAGUUCAGCUCCGGUGGCGAACCAGACGGAGGGAAAAUCUCCAACUUCCUUCUAGAGAAGUCACGUGUCGUCAUGAGGAAUCCUGGAGAGAGGAGUUUCCAUAUCUUCUACCAAUUGAUAGAAGGAGCUAGUGGCGAGCAGAAGAGCAGCCUGGGAAUCACAAGCUUGGAUUACUACACUUACCUCAAUCAGUCUGGUUCCUACAAAGUGGACGACAUCAACGACAAGAGUGACUUCCAGGAAACGAUGCAUGCUAUGGAUGUGAUUGGCAUAUCAGCGGAGGACAGGUCCAUGGUGCUUCAGAUUGUGGCCGGAGUCCUGCACCUGGGAAAUAUCACUUUCAAAGAAGCAGGCAACUACGCUGCUGUUGAGAGUGAAGAGUUUCUAGCCUUUCCUGCAUUUCUGCUUGGAAUCGACCAGAACCGUCUGAAGGAGAAACUGACGAGCCGUAAGAUGGACAGCAAGUGGGGAAAUGCAGUGGAGUCCAUUGAUGUGACGCUGAACGUGGAGCAGGCAUGUUACACACGUGAUGCCCUCUCCAAAGCCCUGCAUUCACGGGUGUUCGACUUCCUGGUCGAGUCCAUCAACAAAGCCGUGGUGAAAGAUCAUCAGGAGUUUAAUAUCGGAGUGUUGGACAUUUAUGGAUUUGAAAUUUUCCAAAAAAAUGGAUUUGAACAGUUUUGCAUCAACUUUGUGAAUGAGAAACUGCAGCAGAUAUUUAUUGAGCUGACUCUGAAGGCAGAGCAGGAGGAGUAUGUGCAGGAGGGCAUCAAGUGGAACCCGAUAGACUACUUCAACAACAAGAUCGUCUGUGAUCUCAUCGAGAGCAAAAAUCCUCCUGGCAUCAUGUGCAUCCUGGAUGAUGUAUGCGCCACCAUGCAUGCGGUGGGCGAGGGAGCCGACCAGACCAUGCUGCAGAAGCUCAGAGUCCAGAUCAACACCCACGAACACUUCAACAGCUGGAAUCAGGGCUUCAUCAUCCACCACUACGCUGGCAAGGUGUCCUACGAUGCAGAUGGUUUCUGUGAGAGGAACCGAGACGUCCUUUUUACUGACCUCAUUGAGCUGAUGCAGAGCAGUGAAAUCACCUUCAUCAGAGCACUGUUUCAAGAAAAUCUCAACGCUGAAAAGAAAGGACGACCCACAACUGCAGGCAGCAAAAUAAAGAAACAAGCCAACGAUUUGGUGAGCACACUGAUGAAAUGUACUCCACACUACAUCCGCUGCAUCAAACCUAAUGAAACCAAGAAGCCCAGAGACUGGGAAGAGAGCCGAGUAAAGCACCAAGUGGAGUACCUGGGUCUGAAGGAAAACAUCAGGGUGAGGCGUGCUGGCUACGCCUACCGCAGAGUCUUCAGGAAGUUCCUCAACAGGUACGCCAUCCUGACCAAAGAGUCCUGGCCAACAUGGAGAGGAGACGAGAAACAAGGCGUCCUUCAUCUCUUACGGUCUGUCAACAUGGACCAGGAUCAGUUCCAGCUUGGUAGCACCAAGAUCUUCGUUAAAGCCCCUGAGUCGCUCUUUCUGCUGGAAGAGACGAGGGAGCGCAAGUUUGACGGCUACGCCAGGACCAUCCAAAAAGCCUGGAGGAAAUACCUGGCCCGCAAGAAGUAUGUCCAGAUGAGGGAAGAAGCUUCUGACCUGCUGUUGAACCGGAAGGAGAGGCGGCGACACAGCCUCAACAGAAACUUUGUCGGUGACUACCUGGGUAUGGAUGAAAGGCCUGAGCUCCGGCAGUUCCUGGGCAAGAGAGAAAAGAUCGACUUUGCAGACAAAGUCACAAAAUAUGACCGCCGCUUUAAGGGAAUUAAGAGGGACUUGAUCCUGACCCCAAAGUCUGUGUACCUGAUUGGAAGAGAAAAGGUGAAACAGGGACCAGAGAAAGGGCAGGUGACAGAGGUGAUGAAGAGACGGAUUGAUGUGGAGAAGAUCUUGGCAGUGUCUCUCAGUACAAUGCAGGAUGAUUUAAUUAUCCUGCACGAGCAGGAGUACGACAGCCUGCUGGAGUGUGUCUUUAAAACCGAGUUCAUCAGCCUACUGGCCCGCAGGUUUGAGGAGAAAACCCAGAGGAAGCUACCACUCAAGUUUAAUAACACACUGGACCUGAAGUUGAAGAAGGAGAACUGGGGCUUCUUGAGUGGGGGCGGCUCCCGGCAGGUCUUGUUCGUUGGGGGUCAGGGAGACAUGCCUGUACUGAAGCCUUCGAGCAAAUCUCUGCAGGUCAGCAUUGGCCCAGGGCUUCCGAAGAACACGCGCCCCACCAGGAAGAGCUUCUCUCAGGUUCGCUCCAAUGGGUCCAGAACUCACCAGAACAUCCCGUCGAGGGCUGCACCGGGACCUCCAGUUGCUCACCAGAAUGGUGGCCCUAGAAACCACGUAGCCAAUCAGAGGAACUCCCACCACCACAACCAGAGGAAUCCCUCGCCUGGCAACGCAACACGCCCUUUCCUGCCCAGCAACGCCAACCAGCUGAAGGAACAAGGCGGCAGCCGGCUGAAGCCCAACCUGGACUGUCUGAAAGUCCCUGAUCAAGGAGCCGCAGGCAAUGGAGACAGACGGCCAACUUCAAAUGGAGGAAUAGCCCACAGACCGUCAGCCAGCAGGCCUGCGCCGGGAGGAGGACGACCCAAACCUGCACCCAAACCCAAACCCCAGGUGCCCCAGUGCAAAGCUUUGUACGCCUACGACGCUCAGGACACAGACGAGCUCAGCUUCAAUGCUGACGACGUUAUCGACAUCAUCAAAGAGGAUGCAUCUGGGUGGUGGACAGGACGACUUCGUGGAAAGCAGGGACUUUUCCCCAACAACUAUGUCACCAAGAUCUAGGAGCUGCCGGUUUACAGCUCGAGGAUGAGAGCCUGCUGCGUCCUCGCUGAUCCUCUCAGAGGACGGGAUGGAGGUUACAGUCAGAGAGAGAAGCACUGUGAGAGUCCUCAAGGAGAGAAACUCACACUUCCUCCACUGCUGCCUUGUAGUGAAUGAAUGUAACUCGGUUACACCACAAGACCAAAAGACCGUCAGGCUUGAAAUGAGGUUUUGCUUUAAAGACAAAAAGACUGUUUGACCCUGGGGUCUGUUUUCCUCCACAGUCCCUUUUUGAGUACUGAACAAAACUAUUUAUUGUAUUUAUAGCUUUCUGUGUUCUUCUUACUGUCAUUUAUCUCUUGCUGAGGAUUUGAGCUCAACCGUUUUUGAAGCAUUGGAAUGAGGUAUGCUUAAUCUUUGGGACCAGGCUGUGAUUUUUAUUUUCAAAUGAAGGUUUUAUAUCUGAAUCAAAGGUGAUCGUCUCAGUGGCACAACUGAAGCGACUGCUGCUUUACCAGGAAUAUUUAUUAUGUUGCAAAACUGUAACUACUUACAGGGAACGGCAUUUCAGUAAAUCAUCACACUGGGAUUUUUAAUGAUUUUAAAUACCAAAGCAAUUACAAUUUUAAUAGAUCUGUUCCACAUGUGCAAAACAAAAUUCAAUGCAGUCAAAUGGUGAAUCACCUGGAGAAUUAUUGUAAUCUUUAAUUUGUUGUUGUUUUUGUUUUCCUAUCACACCAGUAUAUUAUAGACACAGAGUAGAGGCCAUGUAUACUGUAACCUAAGCAUGUUGUCUGUGGUGUAUUAGCACUUUAUUGGUACAGGUACUACCUUGGACACAGACAUCUUCACUCGUUCAUGCGGUAAGUGAAGUGUAUAAAAGACAGGUCGCAAAGCGAGCUGUAAGCUGACAUACGGAGGAGUAUCAUUUGUUUACAUUAAAUGAUAAAACAGGCAUUUUAGAUCUGAUUCUGUAUAUGUGUUCAUAUUUUAGGAGUACGCCUGUUAUUGGUUAGAAUUUAAAUUAAUGUUUUUGUAUUUUUUCUGAAGGAUCUCUCUGCUUUUGAUACUCACAGGGCUGCUGUAUUUCCAGUUCACAGCUUCCCAGCUACACAUAUAUAAUAAGGGUUAUCACAGAUUAGGGUGAAUGGAUUUUUGUUUGUGCAAAUGUUGUUUUAGGUGAAAGAAUUUUGUUGACAUUUUCCCGUAGCACUACAAAGAAUUCCUUUUGCUUCUGCAAAUCUUUUGCAUUGCUGUUGCAUUACUUACACAUUCCUUAGUAUAUAUAUUUUUUCAAUCAAGUAACCACAUUAUGCUCUAGUCAGUAAAAGAACAGCUGGGAUUUUUGUCAUAGAUCUUGUGCAUCAUCAAAUACUGUAUGGUUUGAUCUUGGAUGAUUGACAUCCUUGUGCAAUACAAAACAGUAGCUGAGUCUUUUAAUAAAGCAUGUAAUAUUGUACAUGUAA